Messenger RNA from Erythranthe guttata (spotted monkey flower), 1414 nucleotides. RefSeq names its product geranylgeranyl pyrophosphate synthase, chloroplastic. The record is from RefSeq and is a predicted model, not a curated record. Gene Ontology annotation, molecular function: geranylgeranyl diphosphate synthase activity. Gene Ontology annotation, biological process: isoprenoid biosynthetic process. NCBI's taxonomy places the organism in Eukaryota, Viridiplantae, Streptophyta, Magnoliopsida, Lamiales, Phrymaceae.
UCUCUCCUACUUUCUCUCUCUAACUCAAAAAAAAACACACACACACACACAGUGAUUUACAGUGCAUACUUUCCGGCAAGAAUGAGCCUCCUCAGCCCUAUUACAACAUGGUCACAAACAAAACCCUCAAAAAAUGUCAACAUCACCAAAUCCAAAUCGGCCCCCUUUGCGCCGCCCCCCAAUUCUUUCUUUUUCUCGAAACCUCCCGCCGCCAAACAGCCCCUUAGUUUCUCAAUCUCGGCCGCCAUUGCCACCAGAGAACACAAGGAGGAGGAAGAAGACGAUCUCAGGAAAACCACCUUCUCUCCGCCGUUCAAUUUCAAGAAAUACAUGCUCGCGAAGGCGGCCGCCGUCAACGCCGCGCUGGAAGCCGCAGUGUUCAUGAGGGAUCCCGUCAGAAUCCACGAGUCGAUGCGGUACUCCCUCCUCGCCGGAGGGAAACGGGUCCGGCCGAUGCUCUGCAUCGCCGCCUGCGAGCUCGUCGGGGGUUCCGAAUCCGCCGCGAUGCCGGCGGCUUGCGCCGUCGAGAUGAUCCACACGAUGUCGCUCAUCCACGACGACCUCCCCUGUAUGGACAACGACGACCUCCGCCGUGGGAAGCCCACCAACCACAAGGUCUACGGCGAGGACGUGGCCGUACUCGCCGGCGACGCGCUUCUGGCAUUCGCCUUCGAACACAUAGUCGCCGCCACGAAAGGCGUGCCGCCGGAGAAAAUUAUCAGGGUCGUCGGAGAAUUAGCCAAGUGCGUCGGCUCGGAGGGGCUCGUGGCCGGACAGGUGGUGGAUAUCUCGUCGGAGGGGUCGUCGGAGGUGGGGUUGGAUCUUCUGGAGUAUAUCCAUAUCCAUAAAACCGGCGUCCUUUUGGAGGGGGCGGUGGUUAUGGGGGCGGUUAUCGGCGGUGCCGGAGACGAAGAUGUGGAAAGAUUAAGGAAGUUUGCGAGGUGUAUCGGGCUGUUGUUUCAGGUCGUUGACGAUAUUCUUGACGUCACGAAGUCGUCGGAGGAGCUCGGGAAAACCGCCGGAAAAGAUUUGGUGGCGGAUAAAACGACUUAUCCGAAGCUUCUUGGACUCGAGAAAUCGAGAGAGAUGGCGGAGAGAUUGAACACGGAGGCGAAAGAGCAGCUUUUCGGAUUUGAUCCGAUUAAAUCUGCUCCCUUGAUUGCUCUUGCUAAUUACAUUGCUUAUAGGGAGAAUUGAAAAUUUGAAUUUUUUUUAGUUUUAUUAUAAAGUUUAUACUAUAUAUACUAAUUAAAUUCAAGAAAAUCAUGAUUCUUGAAUGCACAACAAUGUUUGAAUUAUCUAGAUGAAAAGCUCUGUUUUGGGCCUUUUGGCCCCCUCCAGACACACUUCAUUUUAGUAUAAAAUUGAGAAAUUGUUCGUAUUUUGUUGUAGGGCAAAUUUCACUUUUCCCUCA